AUGGCUACAUUCAACGAUGACGGUCAUGAAUUUGUUGUCUCAGUUCCUGUUCUUCAAGCAGCACCCAGGAUAAGAGAAGGUACUCACCGUUGCAUUAAAACAACUUGCCCGAAAGGUCCUCUGGCACUUUCGACUCCCAGCCCAACAGCCAUUCUUUCGCAACGUGCAGUUACUGCAUCACCAAUCGCAGCACCCAUUGGCAUUGGAUUUUCUCAGCCGACCGCCACCGGUUUCUCGCCGACCGCAGCGCCCAUUCGCGCUGCUUUCUCGCAGGCUACCGCAACACCCAUUGGGAAUCAUUUCCAACCGACUGCAUCAUCAACUAACAGUCAAUUUCCAACGAUUACACCACCACCAAUUAAAAUUGGCUCCCCAGACCCGACUACUCUUAUGACCAUCACGCGCGCUGCAACAUUAGAAGAUUUACUCCCAAAAUCUCAACCUGAAGAUGAGGUUGUCGGUGGCGCAUCAACCGAAGAACUUCCAGCUGGCCUUUGGCUCUCUAGAUGGCAAUAUGAUCCAUAUAUAACCUUACCAAGACCUCAAUGUAGCGAUCCAGGUCCUGACUUUGUCUUGUCAGGAAGGGUGAGAACCGUUACUCGUAAUCCACGCAGGACUUCAUAUACUACCAUUGAAUAUUGGGGUUUUACUACUACUUCAACGGUUCCUCAUGAUCCCAAUCGUCCACCACCAGCGGACUCUAUCAUAUACCCAACUUGGGUAACGGCUUCGUUUUGGCAAACUUUCUCUUGUCGUAAGGUCUGGAUGGAGUACUUCAAUAUGGAUAAAUGGUACAAGAGAGAUAUUGUGGAGAGGGUUUUGGAGGACUUGCAAGCGGCUUCUCAUAGGUAG
Molecule: messenger RNA, 852 nt
Organism: Sclerotinia sclerotiorum 1980 UF-70
Lineage: Eukaryota; Fungi; Ascomycota; Leotiomycetes; Helotiales; Sclerotiniaceae
Exons: 1
Coding region: 1-852 (283 amino acids)
Source: RefSeq, a predicted model, not a curated record